UUCCGUGUUUCAGACACGAGGUGUCAGCCUUGGGCAGAGGGGAAAUCGCCGUGGGGCUGGCAAAAGAGGAAGUUUGGCAAAUUGUCAGGCCCGCAUGCUCUGCUCGUGCCUUUUAACAGCAUCACUUAUCUAAUGUCAAGAUGUUUUUUCCCGUGUUUGUGAACCCCAAGGCUUGUUUUGCUGCCAAAGAAGGGCAUCAGAUGAGUUUGACACGGCUUGUUCUUGACUCAUUUUGUCUGAUUUGUAGCAAUUUCUUGCCUUCUAUGCCCUUACAAAUAUAUAUUUUUUUUCAGAAUCUCUCUUGAAGUUAGUCUAAUGACUAAUAUUUGUGUGAUGGGAAGUGCAGGGUGAAUUUGGGGUGAAUCUGGGAAGAGCUAACUUGUCUAAGCUCACGUGCUCUUGGUAACCACUUCUUGUUCUGUCCAUAAUGUUUUAUUUUCCUUCAGGAAAGUGCUAAGAGAAUUAGACUAAUGAAUGCAUCAUCAAAUGAUAAUGCGUCUGCUUUCUAUGGAAUAAAUCAGUUUUCUCACCUGUUCCCUGAGGAGUUCAAAGCUAUUUACUUAAGAAGCAUACCUCACAAACUUCCCAGAUACAUAAAAGUGCCAAAGGGGAAGGAAAAGCCUUUGCCAAAGAAGUUUGACUGGAGGGACAAGAAAGUCAUUGCAGAAGUGAGAAAUCAGCAAACAUGUGGAGGCUGCUGGGCUUUCAGUGUUGUGGGUGGUAUAGAGUCUGCCUAUGCAAUUAAAGGAAAUAAUCUUGAAGAACUCAGUGUACAGCAGGUUAUUGACUGUUCCUACAAUAAUUAUGGCUGCAGCGGUGGAUCCACUAUAAGUGCUCUGAGCUGGCUGAAUCAGACUAAAGUAAAGGUGGUGAGAGAUUCAGAAUACAGUUUUAAAGCUCAGACAGGAUUGUGCCAUUAUUUUCAUCGCUCGGAUUUUGGAGUUUCAAUAACAGGAUUUGCUGCAUAUGACUUCAGUGGCCAGGAGGAGGAAAUGCUGCGGAUGCUGGUGGAGAGGGGCCCUUUGGCGGUGACGGUGGAUGCAGUGAGCUGGCAGGAUUAUCUUGGGGGAAUCAUCCAGUACCACUGCUCCAGCGGGAAAGCAAAUCAUGCUGUGCUCAUCACUGGUUUUGACAGAACAGGUAGCAUCCCAUACUGGAUUGUGCAGAACUCAUGGGGGCCAACAUGGGGAAUAGAUGGUUAUGUUCGUGUUAAGAUAGGCAGCAAUGUCUGUGGUAUAGCGGAUACAGUUGCAUCAGUGUUUGUUUGAUAUUCAUUGGCCACAGCAUACAAUUAUUACUUGGUUAAUAGUUUGGUGUAUACUGCAUGUGAAGACUACUUCAAAGCAACAUUUCUUAACCACAAAAAUAAUGUCCUCAGACAUGGCUUGACCAGGGUUUUUAAAAAUAUUUGCAUUUCAAAUAUGUGCUGCAUAUCAGAUCUCACCUGGAAGGAGAGAGGACUGAGUGUUGAUAUUGACUGCAGAGUGAGGAAAAAGGAAGUCACAAAAAUAGACUGAAACUGUAAAUUUAAAACACUCUCCCAGUGGUGUUGAAUCCUAGAAAAAUCCACUCCAUAAGAAGUCUUCUGACAAGGAAGGUAGUGAUGACAUGAUAAGGAUUCUGAAGCAAGAAAUCAGUKGUGUGACAGAGGCUACCUGAAAUGUACUGCACGUGAGAAGAACSAGGAUUAAGCCUGUUCUUAUUCUGGGGAGGAAAGGUUAGAAGAAAAUAUUAUGUUGGGUGUUUUAUUAUUAUGUCUGUGCUUCUCUAGCACCUCAGACAUAUGUUUUGUCCUCCUUUUUGUAGAAUACUAUUUUUUUUCCUCCUCCUCUAAAAGUAGAGGAAUAAAAAAGGGAGCUGUAGAGUCAUAAAGUUGUUUCCAGAGCAACCAGUGUCCCUAUUGCUGCUGUCCUUCCAUUUCAGUCUUUGACCUUUCUUGGGUAAAUAUAACGUGUAUGCUCUUCAGAGCAGGGCAGAGGUGCCUGAGUUUUCUAAACUGGUUUGUAAGAUGCAUAGAAAAGCAAGAAGCAACUGCUCACAAGGCUGUAUGGAGACAAACAGCAGCUUGUGGCUUGACACAAAGGUAUUUCACAGGUCCUAACAGGACAGAUGUUCUGGGCUCCGAGAGCUUUGUCAGGUUCCUCAYUUCUCUCUCCUCUACUUCAUGCCAACACUGAAGCCACUUGUCAAGUGGCAGUUCAGAAAUUUAUUGUAGAAAAAGAAGGAAGAGGAGGAACGGAGCUGUUAAUGUCUGUUUACCACCUUUGGAAAGGCAGAAGUCAUGAACUACUCCA
This is a messenger RNA of Nothoprocta perdicaria, 2294 nucleotides long. It is a transcript of the gene CTSO, whose product is annotated as cathepsin O. The transcript has 7 exons. Gene Ontology annotation, cellular component: lysosome. Bases 471 to 1268 code for a protein of 265 amino acids. Lineage: Eukaryota; Metazoa; Chordata; Aves; Tinamiformes; Tinamidae. Gene Ontology annotation, molecular function: cysteine-type endopeptidase activity. The record is from RefSeq and is a predicted model, not a curated record.